AUGAACACCACUUCGUCCCACGACACUUUUGUAUCCGCCUCCUCCCUCCAGUCCCCUUCCCCUUCCCCUCCCCUCCCCCUCUCGCUCGCCGUCCAGGACCGCCCAGCCCGUCCGCCGAGCCUUCACAUCCGCCUCCCCCACCCGCAAGCCCGCCCCUCCCCGCCACGCCGCGGCCCCGUCGGCGCCAUACCCAGCACCCUCCCCACGGCCGAGCUCUCCAACGCCAUCGUCGCCGGCUCCCUCGCCUCGGCCCGCCUCACGCCGAGCAACACGGACCCUCCGGUCCCCGAGGGCGCCGGCUCCGGAACCUCGUCCCAUCACAACACUGGCGGCGGCGGCAGACACCCGCACCACCACCACCACAAACAGCACAACGACUCGGAUUCCGAGCGCGAGAAGCGCUACCGCCGCAACCGCCUACGGCCCAAGAAGCACACCCACCACGAGGGCGCGCGCAAGCGCUGGCGCGACGCCAUCACCGAACCCCAGCGCCGCCGCUACGAGGCCGUGUGGGCCAGCAACAGAGGCAUGCUCGCCGAUCGCCUCGUCGACGUCCACGGCGCCCGCGUCAUCCCCUCCGACGAGGAGGCGUCCUCGUACGUCGUGGGUCCCGUCGUGCGCGAGAUCUGGGCCCGCAGCAGACUGCCCAACGACGAGCUCGAGGAGGUCUGGGACCUGGUGGACAGGGAGAAGAAGGGCGCGCUGGGCCGCAGGGAGUUUGUCGUGGGUAUGUGGCUGCUGGAUCAGAGGCUCAAGGGGAGAAAGAUUCCCUCGAGGGUGGGGGAUAGUGUCUGGGAUAGUGCGUGCGGCGUCGUGAUGAGGAGGAAGAAGUGA
This is a messenger RNA of Parascedosporium putredinis, 834 nucleotides long. The record is from the annotation of a GenBank genome assembly. NCBI's taxonomy places the organism in Eukaryota, Fungi, Ascomycota, Sordariomycetes, Microascales, Microascaceae.